Messenger RNA from Trichosurus vulpecula (common brushtail), 668 nucleotides. RefSeq names its product cornichon family AMPA receptor auxiliary protein 2 (gene CNIH2). Gene Ontology annotation, cellular component: dendrite; synapse. Bases 79 to 561 code for a protein of 160 amino acids. Lineage: Eukaryota; Metazoa; Chordata; Mammalia; Diprotodontia; Phalangeridae. Gene Ontology annotation, biological process: regulation of AMPA receptor activity; vesicle-mediated transport. The transcript is spliced from 6 exons. The record is from RefSeq and is a predicted model, not a curated record.
GGGCCGGGGCCCCCCGGCGACGGGGCCACCCGACGGCGUAGGCUGGCGCCCUCCGGCCUGGCGCUGGGCCCCGGGGCCAUGGCGUUCACCUUCGCCGCGUUCUGCUACAUGCUGACGCUGGUGCUGUGCGCAUCCCUCAUCUUCUUUGUCAUCUGGCACAUCAUCGCCUUUGACGAACUGAGGACCGACUUCAAGAACCCCAUAGAUCAGGGCAACCCAGCGAGGGCACGAGAGCGUUUGAAAAACAUUGAGCGGAUCUGCUGCCUCUUAAGGAAGCUCGUGGUGCCCGAGUACUCCAUCCACGGCCUCUUCUGCCUGAUGUUCCUGUGCGCGGCGGAGUGGGUGACCCUGGGCCUCAACAUCCCACUCCUCUUCUACCACCUAUGGAGGUAUUUCCACCGCCCGGCAGACGGCUCCGAGGUCAUGUACGAUGCCGUGUCCAUCAUGAACGCAGACAUCCUCAACUACUGUCAGAAGGAGUCGUGGUGCAAACUCGCCUUCUACCUGCUCUCCUUCUUCUAUUACCUGUACAGUAUGGUUUAUACGUUGGUGAGUUUCUAAAGGGGGAAGCCGGCCAGGGAAUGAACCCCGAGAACGGACCGGACGCCUGUGGACCCCCAUCCCCGAGACCCUUUUGGACAGCAGAGAAGAGCCACUCCCCGCCCCCC